AUGGCGAACAACACUUCAUUCACGCCUUCUGCAGCAGUUCGAACCGGGUCCAGAUGUAACUUCCGAUUCUUCAACGACACGGAAAUAUGGCUGCAGGUGACUUCUUACCUGCUGAUUAUUCUUUUCUCCAGCUUUGGAAAUACAGUCAUCAUAAGCAUUGUAAAGAAAAAUCGACGCAUGCGCAGUCCCACCAAUUACUUUACUGUCAACCUUUGUUUGGCCAACCUAAUGAUCAUGCUAAUGAACGUUGUACCAUACGUCGUAGGAAGAAUUUCCCCUCAUAUCGGUUAUGGGAUCAGUGGUAGGUACUUACAAAAUCGACAGCAAUUUUCCAUGGUCUAUUUAAUCCUUAAGCCCUAAUAUGCAGAUACAAAUUCUCCACGCUAGUCUUCGUACAUUACUUUAAAGAAUUAGCUGAUAGUAAGAAUUUGAUAACAGAGCAAAGUAUUUCUCCUUUGGCGUCAUUUUUAUUUAUUUUUACAACCUUUUCUCUUGAUGAUAUAUUGAUAGUGGUAAAAGAAAGUAGUUGUUUGUCACUCUUUGGACUUAACUGAACGGUUAACAAAUAUACUCGUCCCUCGUUGACAAAAUUGUGACAAGACGUAUAAACAGGAGGAAAUCUUCACAGCAGUUGCCAUCGUAUGUCAUCGCUACGAGAGACUCGCAGUUUGCGGAAAAUGUUUUUCGUGAAUUUUUUGCUUUGAGCAAGUGAGGACGUUGAAUAACUUUUCGGAGAAACUCUAUACAAGUAAGAUAAAGAGGAGACUAACGAAGCAGAGAUGAAAAGUUAAACGUUUGUAGCUUAAAACAUACCUAAACUGAUCUAAACUGAAAUCCUCGAACAACUAAUCAAGCGGUAGGAGGCAAAUAUGUAGUUUUUUUCUUCUCACUGUGUGAAACAAAUAGAUUUCAUGUUGCUGUGGGUCUGUUCAGUAAUAGAUCACGGAAACGUCAGAAUGUGGUAAAAACAUCAGACUGAGUGACACACUCGCCUGAAGCUCGUGUGCCACUUCGUUGUUUUAUCACGUUUUACGUCAUCUGUGAUCGAUUACGGCGACGGUGACGGCAACGUCAAAAAGCAAUCGGUUUAGUUAGCAAAACAACAACUCUGCACGUGCAUCACGCUCGUUUGUACAUUUCUUUGCUACCCUUGUGCGACUACGACGUGAAAUAACCAAGUUUUAAGUUUUUUCGAGGGCGGGAAAGGAAAGGUGAUAAAUUCUAACAUCUCUGUCUGAACUCGGGAGCGGCCCCCUCUCUUCAGCGCCAGCUUCAGCUUCUUUCAAGUAACUGGGCGAAUUUUUUUUUUGUAUUUUAACGAAUUUUUUGUUUUGUUAUGUUUUACAUUUUUUUACAUUCUGACUUAUGAACACGGAACACGUAAGGAAAAAUACAAAAAACGGAAACGAAAACUAAACAUUAUACAACGCAGACUAACACACAAUUACAUACUUACAAAAAAAGAAAACAAACGAAACAAAAACCCGGUACCUUCUUUUCUAUUUACAUGAAAAAAAGUAACAUAAAACAAAUAAAAAAUAAAGAUUAAUAAUAAAUGAAGUAAGCGGAGAAGAGAUCGUAUGCUAAGCAAUUUUAUAUUUGCCCCAUUUCAUAUUGUGGGUCUCCAACUUAUUUUUUCACUUAGCGAUCAUUGUCUCUAUUAAGAAGACAGCAUUAAUUUUGGAAUGAAGAACUCUGAUGGAGGGAGGAUAUUUGUUCUGUCUACAAGAGUAUAGAUAUUGUUUUGCCAGUAAUAGAAUAUGAUUCACAAAUAUCUCAUCCUCACAUCCAAUAAUACCAAACAGUAUAUCUUUGACUGAGCGAAUUGGGAUAAUCGCGAAAUGGUUUGAAAGGAUGCGGAGGCUAUUUUUCAGUGAACUUUUCAUGGACGUUGCCGUUGUCGGAUUGUAAGGUCCCCAUGACACGCACAGCAACAUGGAAUAUAUCUGUUCAAUAGAUCACCCCUCAAAAAAUCGUUCUGUUGUUGUAAAAAGUUAUUUGGCAUAUCUAAUGGUAUUUAAACUAUUUUAUAGUCAACAAAAAGCUUUCAAUUAGAGGGCAAUUUCGAAUUUAUGAUUAUUUUACCAUUAUUUCAGGCUUAGCUGGUACAAUUAUCUGCAAGCUUCACGUAUUUCUGAACGGCUGCACGCUUAAUGCAGCCAUUCUCACCCUUGCUGUGAUCGCAGCAGAUAGAUUCAUCGCCAUAUUUUUUCCUCUGAGAGGGGCAAUCAACUCUCGGAAAGCAAUUUGGUUAAUCGCUGCAACAUGGUUUGUCCCAGCUCUUCCAGGCACCAUCUUACUCUAUGUGAAUAGAAUCUAUGAGUUCCAUGGCAGUUGGUACUGUCUUGAAUUCUGGGAGCCAGAUAUUCCAAUAAUCUACAAUACCGUAUACUCCGCUGCAGAUGUCAUAUUGUUUUACGCCCUUCCUUUGUUAGAAAUAAUCGUCUUUUACAGCGCUAUAAUCUACAAGAUAUGGAUGCGCAAAAUCCCGGGGCAAACGACGACAGCCAAUCAACAGCUCGAAAUGAAAGCAAAAAAGAACGUGUUUAAGAUGCUCAUCGUAGCAGUUCUAACAUUCGCAUUACUGUGGCUUCCUUCCAGAUUGAUCAUGUUGAUUUCUACGUUCGACAGUCUGCCUUGCUUCCGAACUCCAACUCUUCGCUUUAUGGGGAACUUCCUCGCCUACUUGAACUGCGCUAUAAACCCGUUUAUUUAUAUCAUGUUCAGUCAAGAUUAUCGAAAGGCUUGCAAGGCAUUAUUUGACUGCGUGCCUUGUCGGAAGGUCGAUCUUUCCCGUCUACACAGCCAAUCCAUGGACAUCACCGAGUUAACCAACAGUGGUCGCCAAAGUGGCCUGGGCAUGGGGAGUUUCAAAAGGAUAGAUAACAUAUAA
Porites evermanni is the source of this 2893-nucleotide messenger RNA. NCBI's taxonomy places the organism in Eukaryota, Metazoa, Cnidaria, Anthozoa, Scleractinia, Poritidae. The record is from the annotation of a GenBank genome assembly.